Messenger RNA from Amphimedon queenslandica, 2080 nucleotides. Its product is annotated as formin-binding protein 1-like. Gene Ontology annotation, biological process: signal transduction. The record is from RefSeq and is a predicted model, not a curated record. Lineage: Eukaryota; Metazoa; Porifera; Demospongiae; Haplosclerida; Niphatidae. Gene Ontology annotation, molecular function: protein binding. The transcript is spliced from 14 exons. The coding region runs from base 234 to 1832 and encodes 532 amino acids.
CUACCGAGGAACAUUUUUGUCGGACUACGGGGCUAGACUGUCGGUGGUUCUGCUAUUGGAGAUCCCAUGCGUUGAAGUUGAUUCAUUGUCUGUCCUUCUAUUGUUAUUAUCUGAAAGGAUUUGCUACUUAACAAACCCUAAACCAAUCAGAGUUUUUCAUCUGGUAUCUUACUUCUCAGUCGUGUCAUCUUACACUGAAAUUUAAUUACAGUUGCCUUAUACUGAGGUGAAGAAUGAGCUGGGGCAGUGAACUUUGGGAUCAGUACGAGGCUAUAUGUACUCAUACAGAUCAUGAGAUUGAAUUCAUUAGAAGAGUUAGUAGCUUUGUCAAGGACCGUAUUCAUGCUGAGACUGUUUACGCUAAGGAACUAAGAAAAUUAGUUAAAAGCUACAGAAAAAGAGAAGAAGAAGAUUCAAAGUACACAAAUAUUCAGGCAUUUGGUAAACUAGUAGUGGAGACCAAUGACUUGGCUGGACAGAGAGAACUUAUAGCUGAAUACUUGCAAAAUGAAGUCUUCAAGCCCUUGAAUGAACUAGCCAAGAACACAACUGCUGUUAGGAGAAAGAUGAUGUUAGAAGGUCAAGAGCUGCACAAGAAAUUAAAAGAGUCGAUGGAUCAGUUAGAGAAUGCAAAGCGGAUAUAUAGGAAAGCCAGUGAGGAAAAGGAAGUUGCUGCACAUGCACUUGAUAGGGCUGAUAAUGAUCCUCAAUCUACCAAAGCCAAAAUUGAUAAGCUUACACAAAUCUCUCGUGGCAAAGAUCAAGCUGGAGAAGAAUCUCGAAAUAAUUAUAUCUUGCAAUUAGAGGCUACUAAUCAAUAUCGCCGUCAACAUUACACCCAGCUUAUGCCUCAGCAUAUGGAUACCUUCAUGCAAAUGAAUACUGAUCAUAUCAACACAUAUAAAGCUCUCAUUAAUGCAUAUGCUGAAAGUCACAGAAGAGUCAACCCUGUUAUUAAUACUUGCCUUGAUAACAUCACUGCUGGUUCUGAUGCAAUUGAUCCUGACAAAGACAACCGGCAGUUUAUCGAAGAACGGAAGACUGGCUAUCCUGUUCCAGGUAAUGUUGACUUUGAAGAAUAUCAAGGCAAGAUAAAGAAGAAGGAAAAGGACAAAAAAGAUGACAAGAAAAAACUUGAAGCCAGAGACUUCAGUCAUUUGCCUCCUGAGCAGAGGAAGAAGAGGCUGAUAAAGAAAAUAGGUGAAUUGGAAGCAGCAAUGGAAAAGACUACGUCUGACAUGACUGCCAUGGAGAAAAUGAAAACUAUUUAUGAGCAGAAUCCUAGCCUUGGUGAUGCACAGCAGGUUGCACAGCGCCUUGCAGAAAAUGCUGAGAAAAUUGGGAUUAUAAAAUCAGAGAUUCAAGAGUUCAAGGGUUAUUUAUCAGAGGCAGGAAGUGGUGGAUCAGGUAGCUCUACUUCAUUGCAGUCUAAAAAUGGUAAAUCUCCUGCUGCAAAGAAGAAAGAAAAGGUUAAAGAAAAGAAAGAAGAACGUCCAAGAGCUACAAGCAAGCUUAGUUCUACUGAUAUUGAGGUUGUAUCUAAUAAUUCUUCUACUGCUGCUCACCCUUCUCCUCAAGGCAGUACUGACAAUGUCAAGGCACAAGAGGAAUGGUUUUCUGAUGAUGAAGAUGGAGGUUCAAAGGAUCAGUCAGGUGAUGCUGGAGUCUGGAUCAUGGUGUAUGAUUUUGAAGCACAAAAUGAAGAUGAAUUAAGCUGUCGUGCUAAUGACAUUGUGACUAUCAUUGAAGAUCUAGGUGAUGGAUGGCUACGUGUUCGUAAAGGCAAAGAUGAAGGAUAUGUGCCACAAAGCUAUGUUCAGAAAAACUCCUAAGUCCUCGUCCACAAGUUUUGUGUUGUGUGUUGUAUUCCUUUUCCUCUUGCCUGUUGUAUUAUGUAUUGGUAUUGCAGGCCAUUACACCUCUUGUUUGUCUUUAUUUAAUAAUACAUCACAUUGAUGUGUCUUAAAUUUUUACUUGAACAGUUUUCUAGGUUACUUUUCUAUUUUUGAAGUGCAUGUUGUGACUUUAGUUGAAUAAUGUGUGGUUUCAUUUUAAAGAGUUAAUUUUAGUGAUCUUCAUU